ACGGCUCAUGUCAAUGGUGAUAUGGACGGAUAAUCAUUAAACUUGCAGAAGAAACCUCCAGUAAGCGCUUGCCAUGGAGCGAAGCUACUGUAUAGAAAAUUUUCAUCUUUACCGAAAAAUAUGGAAAUUCCCCCUGGAAUUUUGCCCCGUUGCUGCUACUGCUACAUGUGCAGAAUACAGUCCCUUUUCCGUGAUGAAGGGACCGGGGUUCCUUCACUUCGUUGCAUUCCAACGUCUAGAACCAGAAGGACCAGCACCUCGUUCCGAAAACCCAUUGCUGGUCUGCCACUACGUUGUUUGAGAAGUAAUGGAGAUGACAAUCGCCAAGGUGAACAACGUUUUCAAGGCACAAAUAACGUGGUUAAGAUGCAGCUAACUGAAGAUGAUCAGGAUGCGAAACACCAUCAUAUUUGGAAGUUGUUCAGAGAAGCUCAGCAAAACAUUCUGUACUUAAACAAACAACGCCUUGCAGCCACAGAGGAACUUAACACUAACACAGAAAAGCUGUUGCUGCUCAACAUGUUAGAGAAAUUGGAAGCAGAAAAGCAUGCUGGUUCUGGAAAAGACAACCUGUCAAUUUGUUGGGAGUUGCUGCUUCGGAUUGAUUCAAUGGUUUUAACCAACAUGAUUUCUCCUGGAGAGGCAUCUGAAUUGAGAAGGUUGGUGAUAAAGCACAAAUUGAGUGUGGCUGAUAUUUUUACUGACAUCCCUGGAAGAAGAGACUCUGAGCUUUUGGAAGAACUUCGUCAAUUCUCAGACAGCAGCAGAAAGAAUGCUUUUCAUAUUGUUCACAUUUGCACGGAAAUGGCACCAUUAGUCUCCAGAGGAUCUAUAGCAUCAUACGUGACUGGCAUAUCUUGUGCUCUGCAAAGGAAGGGUCAUCUGGUGGAAGUCAUAUUGCCGAAGUAUGCUUGUUUGAAUCUAGAUGAAGUGCAAGGGCUGCAUGAAGUUAAGGCUGAGGCUUAUUCAUAUUUUAAUGGUCAAGUACUUGGAAACAGAGCUUGGACUGGUGUUGUUCGUGGCAUUGGAGUCACUUUGAUAGAGCCAUUACAGUGCUUAUCCCUUUUCAGCCGCGAAAUGAUAUAUGGCUACCCUGAUGAUUUUGAAAGGUUUUCCUAUUUUUCUCGUGCUUCACUUGACUAUAUAGUAAAAUGUGGAAAGAAACCUGAUAUUUUGCAUAUACAUAACUGGGAGACUGCCAUUGUUGGGCCCCUUUUCUGGGACUUAAUUCUUAAACAGGGUCUGGAGGGUGCAAAAAUAUUACUGACGUGCCAGGACUUAAGUAUGCAGUGUCUGGAGCAUCCAGAUAAAUUGGCCUUAUGUGGGCUUGAUCCUGCAAGCCUCCAUCGUUCUGAUCGUUUGCAAGAUAAUACAAGCACACACCUUGUCAAUAUAUUAAAGGGUGGAAUUGUCUACUCUAAUGGUGUGGUAAUAAUGUCGUCCGUCCAUUCAAAGCACAGAAUUCUUCAUAGUUCAAGUCACGGACUAGAAUCAACUUUAGGUGUUCAUAGGGACAAGUUGGUCAUUGCUCCUUAUGGAUUUGACAAAUUAACAUGGGAUCCUUCAACUGACUGUUUUCUUCCUGAAAAUUUUAAUGCUGAAAAUAUGGAAGGUAAAGCCGUUUGCAAAGUUGAAGUGCAGCAGCGCCUGGAGUUAUCAAAAGAUGCUUCUAAUGUUCUUGUUGGAUGCAUUUUUUCAGAAGGCGUAGACAUUGAUGUGAACAAACUGAAGGAGGUUGUCUGGAACACUGUGAAACGCAAUGUUCAGAUUGUAUUUAUGGGGAAUAGUGAAAGAUUCAUCUUUAAUCAGCCACUGGAAUCGCUUCAGAAAGAAUUAAAGGAUGAAAAUCUGAAAUUUGUGCUCACAUAUGAUGAGGCUUUAUUGCAUUUCUUUGCUGGAUCUGAUAUUAUUUUGUGCCAUUCUCAUGAUCCUGCUGAAGAAGUUCCACUCAAGGCUCUAAGGUAUGGAGCAGCUCCAAUAGUAGUUGACCAUGAUGCUGCUGCCAACAGGAACUUCAUAAAUAUUGAUCACGAGACCACCAAGUACUCGCUGUUCAUCAACUCCACCUUUGGAAACAUGUCUCUUGACCUUGCCGUUGGUGAAAUUAGGGAUAAUCCAUCCAAGUGGGAACGAAGAAUAAAUGAAGCAAUGACAAAGGACUUCUCAUGGGAUGGAGAAUGCUGUGACAUUCAUAUUUCAGCUUAUACAGCUAUAAAGAAUUUGUGAAGGGGGUCUUAUUUCCAUGUAUAUUUAUGCACCGAUCAUUGGUUACUUAAUAAUGAUUAGGGUCUUGCCAGUUGAAUAAGUGAUGAUUUGUUAUUGAAUAAGUUACAUUGAUUUUCUUUGGAUUUUAUUAAUAAAUAUUGUUUUAUUUUCAAAUAA
Prosopis cineraria is the source of this 2382-nucleotide messenger RNA. Its product is annotated as probable starch synthase 4, chloroplastic/amyloplastic. The record is from RefSeq and is a predicted model, not a curated record. Lineage: Eukaryota; Viridiplantae; Streptophyta; Magnoliopsida; Fabales; Fabaceae.